GUCAGGUCCCUUCGGAUAAUCCAAUUGAGGAAGAGAGAAAUCACAUCUCCCAAAAUGAUUCGCACCGCAGUUAAUCUAUCACUAUCUGCUGCCACCGUCAAUCGAACCGCCAAGCUCGGGUUCUCCAUCCUUCAUCGAUCACCGCCGUCCAGACUUGUCCACGACGGGAUCAACGGCUUGAACGUCAACCCCGUUGCUCUUCAGAUGAUCAACUACGCUCUCUCUCACGCUAGGUCUCAGAAAUCAGAUGAAUCGUAUGCGCAAGGUGUGCUUGUACUGGAACAGUGCCUUUCGACUCAGCCGAGCGAAGGGCAAGACCCUGCUGGUGAUAAUUCAAGGGGAAUGGUGUUGUUGGCCAUGUCCACUUUAUCAUCUGAAAGAGGAAAUUUCGGUGAAGCAAUGGAGAAGCUGCAAAAGGUCCCUUUGGUGUUUUUCUUUUUAAUCUCGUACUUGCGAUAUUCUACUUUAAACUAA
Molecule: messenger RNA, 474 nt
Organism: Malus domestica (apple)
Lineage: Eukaryota; Viridiplantae; Streptophyta; Magnoliopsida; Rosales; Rosaceae
Source: RefSeq, a predicted model, not a curated record